Molecule: messenger RNA, 5180 nt
Organism: Anoplopoma fimbria (sablefish)
Lineage: Eukaryota; Metazoa; Chordata; Actinopteri; Perciformes; Anoplopomatidae
Gene: abcc9
Product: ATP-binding cassette, sub-family C (CFTR/MRP), member 9
Exons: 39
Coding region: 1-4680 (1559 amino acids)
Biological process (GO): potassium ion transport; transmembrane transport
Cellular component (GO): membrane
Molecular function (GO): sulfonylurea receptor activity; ATP hydrolysis activity; ATP binding
Source: RefSeq, a predicted model, not a curated record
AUGGGCUGGUCAUUUUGUGGCGAAGACGCGAAUGUCAACUCCUACAGCGUGGACGAGGGCGUGCUCAACAAUGGCUGCUUCGUGGACGCUCUCAACCUGGUGCCCCACGUCUUCCUGCUCUUCAUCACCUUCCCCAUCCUCUUCAUUGGUUGGGGCAGUCAGAGCUCCAAAGUCCAGAUCCAUCACAACACAUGGCUUCACUUCCCCGGACACAACAUGAGAUGGAUCCUCACCUUCUCGCUGUUGUUCGUCCACGUCUGCGAGUUUGCAGAGGGAAUCGUCUCCAACAAACCGAUGGAGACCGUUCACCUCCAUCUCUUCAUGCCGGCCUUCAUGGGUUUCAUAGCAGCCACAACAUCAGUGGUUUACUACCACAAUAUAGAGACAUCCAACUUCCCCAAACUGCUGCUCGUCCUGUUCAUCUACUGGGUGUUGGCGUUCGUCACAAAGUCCAUUAAGCUGUGGAAGUUUGCAGAACACAAAGUUGGACCACAGCAUCUGAGGUUCUGCAUCACUGCCCUGCUGGUGAUCCUGUAUGGACUGCUGAUGGCCGUGGAGAUCAACGUCAUAAGAAUCAGGAAAUACGUGUUCUUUGCCAACCCCCAGAAGGUGAAACCUCCAGAAGAUCUGCAGGAUUUGGGGGUUCGCUUUCUGCAGCCGUUUGUCAACCUGCUGUCCAAGGCAACAUAUUGGUGGAUGAAUCCUCUCAUCAUGGGAGCCCACAAGAGGCCCAUAGAGCUGAAGAAGAUCGGCAAGCUGCCCAUCGCCAUGCGAGCCCUCACCAACUACCUUCGGCUGAAAGACGCCUACGAGGAUCAGAGGACCGCCGAGGACCCGAACCGCGCCCCGUCAAUCUGGCGCUCCAUGUAUCGAGCGUUCGGCCGUCCCAUCCUGCUCAGCAGCACCUUCCGCUACCUGGCCGACCUGCUGGGCUUCGCGGGGCCGCUCUGCAUCUCCGGCAUCGUAAAGUACCUCCAGCCUGGCGAGGCUAACAAGACACAGGGAAUCGACAAGGCCAAUGGGACAUAUUUCGGCGUGUACUUCAUGUCUUCCACUGAGCUGCUGCAGGACACCUCAGUCCUGGCUGUGCUUCUCUUCCUGGCGUUGGUCCUACAGAGGACCUUCCUGCAGGCCUCGUACUACGUCACCAUAGAAACCGGCAUCAACCUGCGAGGAGCCCUGCUGGCGAUGAUUUACAACAAAAUGCUGCGUCUGUCCACCUCCAACAUGUCCAUGGGGGAGAUGACGCUUGGGCAGAUCAACAACCUGGUUGCCAUAGAGACUAACCAGCUGAUGUGGUUCCUCUUCCUCUGCCCCAACCUGUGGGCCAUGCCUGUACAGAUCGUGAUGGGAGUGAUUCUGCUCUACUAUUUGUUGGGCUGGAGUGCUUUGGUUGGAGCUUCCGUCAUAGUCCUGCUGGCUCCGGUCCAGUACCUCAUAGCUACGAAGCUGGCAGACACACAGAAAAGCUCACUAGAGCACUCUACGGAUCGUCUGAAAAAGACCACGGAGAUCUUAAAGGGCAUAAAGCUGCUGAAGCUGUACGCCUGGGAGAACAUCUUCUGUGACAGCGUGGAGGACACCAGAGGAAAAGAGCUCACCAGCCUCAAGACCUUCGCUCUCUACACGUCCAUGUCCAUUUUCAUGAAUGCUGCUAUUCCCAUUGCUGCCGUUCUUGCGACGUUUGUGAUGCAUCACUUCCUGGAUAAAACCAGUCCCACUCCUUCUGAGGCCUUCGCAGCUCUGGCCUUGUUCCACAUCCUGGUCACCCCUCUCUUCCUGCUCUCCACUGUGGUCAGAUUUGCUGUCAAGGCGCUGGUCAGCGUCCAGAAGCUCGGAGAGUUUCUCCAGGGUGACGAAAUUGGAGACGACAGCUGGAGAAAUGGAGACAUGUCCGUUUCCAUGGAAGCAGGGAAAAAAAACGUUGGGGGGACCAAAGCCAUCAACAGGAAGCAGCCGAUGCGCUACCAGAUGGACAACUACGAGCAGCCGACCAGGCGACAGAUGAGACCCACGGAGACGGAGGAUGUGGCCGUGAAGGUGAGCAAUGGAUUCUUCACCUGGGGAAGCAACCUGUCCACACUGUCAGACAUCAACAUCCGCAUCCCCACAGGUCAGCUGACUAUGAUUGUAGGUCAGGUGGGUUGUGGGAAAUCCUCCCUGCUGCUGGCCAUGCUUGGCGAGAUGCAGAAUAUCGACGGAAGAGUCUACUGGAGCAACAAGAACAGAUACUCUGUGGCCUACGCUACCCAGAAGUCCUGGCUGCUCAAUGCUACAGUGGAGGAAAACAUCACCUUUGGAAGCCCUUUCAAUAAACAGAGGUACAAGACCGUGAUAGACGCCUGCUCUCUGCAGCCAGACAUCGACCUGCUGCCCUUUGGAGACCAAACUGAGAUUGGAGAGAGGGGCAUCAACCUGAGUGGCGGUCAGAGACAGAGAAUCUGUGUGGCCAGAGCGCUCUACCAGAACACCAACAUCGUCUUCUUGGACGACCCCUUCUCAGCGCUGGACAUCCACCUCAGCGAUCACCUGAUGCAGGAGGGAAUCCUCAAGUUCCUGCAGGACGACAAGCGGACCGUAGUCCUGGUGACCCAUAAACUGCAGUACCUCAUCCAUGCAGACUGGAUUAUAGCGAUGAAGGACGGCUCUGUGCUGAGAGAAGGAACUCUGAAGGACAUUCAGACUUAUGACAUCGAGCUUUAUGAUCACUGGAAGACCCUGAUGAACAGACAGGACCACGGACUGGAGAAGGACGUACAGCAGGACAGUCAAACCACACUAGAGAGGAAAACACUGAGGAGAGCGUUCUACUCCAGAGAGGCCAAGAACCAAAUGGACGACGAGGACGAAGAGGAAGAAGAGGAGGAAGAAGAUGACGACAACAUGUCCACAACCACCAACAGAAGGUCAAAGAUCCCAUGGAGGGUGUGCUGGUGUUACAUGUCCUCUGGUGGCUUCUUCAUGGUCUUCCUCAUGGUGUCCUCCAAGCUUCUCAAGCACUCUGUCAUCGUUGCCAUCGACUACUGGUUGGCCAAAUGGACUUCUUCCAAAACCAAGGUCAUUGUUGGUAUCACCGGCAACGCCACAAGUCCCAGUUAUCUUGAGGACCAGAACGACUCCUACUACCUGCAGGUGUUUAUCAUCCUGUGUGCGGCCGGGAUCACGUUGUGCCUCAUCACCUCGCUCACUGUGGAGUUUCUGGGUCUUUCUGCAGCCACCAACCUGCACCACAACCUGCUCAACAAGAUCAUCCACGCUCCCAUCAGGUUCUUUGACAUCACUCCUCUGGGGCAAAUCCUCAACAGAUUCUCAGCUGACACCAACAUCAUCGAUCAGCACAUUCCUCCAACACUGGAGUCCCUGACGAGGUCCACGCUGCUCUGUUUGUCGGCCAUCGGGGUCAUCUCCAUCAUCACUCCGAUUUUCAUCAUCGCCUUGGUUCCUCUGGCGGUGGCCUUCUACUUCAUCCAGAAGUACUUCCGGGUGGCUUCAAAGGACCUUCAGGAUUUGGACGACUCCACACAGCUUCCUCUGCUCUGCCACUUCUCUGAGACCGCUGAAGGUCUCACCACAAUAAGAGCAUUCAGACACGAGGCUCGUUUUAAACAGCGAAUGCUGGAGCUCACAGACACCAACAACACGGCCUACCUGUUUCUGUCGGCUGCCAACCGCUGGCUGGAGGUCCGAACGGAUUACCUCGGAGCAGUGAUAGUGCUGGCAGCAGCAGGAGCCUCCAUAUGGACUUCACACAUCGGUCUUCAUUCUGGUAACGUGGGCCUCGCACUCACGUACGCCCUCACGGUCACCAACUACCUGAACUGGGUUGUGAGGAACCUGGCAGACCUGGAAGUCCAGAUGGCGGCCGUGAAGAAGGUCAACAGCUUCCUGGGCACCGAGUCGGAGAACUACGAGGGAUCUAUGGACGCCUCUCAGGUGCCCGAGAACUGGCCCCAAGAGGGCGAGAUCAAGAUCCAGGACCUGUGUGUGCGCUACGACCCCAUGCUCAAACCGGUGCUCAAACACGUCAACAUGUACAUCGAGCCCGGCCAGAAGGUGGGAAUCUGCGGUCGCACUGGCAGCGGAAAGUCCUCGCUGUCGUUGGCCUUUUUCAACAUGGUGGACAUUUUUGAAGGGAAGAUCGUGAUUGAUGGGAUCGACAUCUGUAAGCUUCCUCUGCAGACGCUCAGAUCCAGACUCUCCAUCAUCCUCCAGGAUCCCGUGUUAUUCAGCGGAUCGAUAAGGUUUAACCUCGAUCCAGAGCGGACGUGCACCGAUGAUCGACUCUGGGAGGCGCUGGAGAUCGCUCAGCUGAAGAACAUGGUGAAAGCGCUGCCUGGAGGACUAGACGCUGUCGUGACCGAAGGUGGAGAGAACUUCAGCGUCGGUCAGAGGCAGCUCUUCUGUCUGGCUCGAGCUUUCGUCAGAAAGAGCAGCAUCCUCAUCAUGGACGAGGCUACAGCCUCUAUAGACAUGGCCACGGAGAACAUCCUACAAAAAGUUGUGAUGACAGCGUUUGCAGACAGAACGGUCGUUACAAUCGCACACCGCGUCCACACCAUCCUAACAGCCGACCUGGUCAUCGUGAUGAAGCGAGGGAACAUUUUGGAGUACGACAAACCCGAGACUCUUUUGGAGCAGGAGGACGGGAUGUUUGCUUCGUUCGUCAGGGCCGACAUGUAAAACACACAAGUCAGUCAGCAAUGGCCGACAACUGACGGACGGAUCAGUUGGUUGAUCUACUUCUUUCUUUUGUUCCAUGUAGAGUUGUUUUCUUAAGGAGGCGGACAGACCUCUGUGACACUACAACACUCUAGUGAAGCCAAUAAUGUGUGUCUUGAAUUCAAUGGAUGAACAGAUCCAGAAACAGUAUCAAUCACCAGUUGAUAUAUUUGAAAAGUUUUACUUGAAUCAUUCAGUCAGUCAGCCAAUUAAAUACUGCCUUUUUGUUUUUAAGAAAUGACAUGUAGAAACACCAAAUAUGAUUUUAAUUACAAACCAGUUACCAAGUUCAUCAAUAAAUGUAUCCAAUUUUCAUAUUGGAAGGUAGCAAACACACAUAUCAAGAUAAUCAAUGGAUAAAUUAUUUAUUACUGACCUUUUAAGCAAACAGUAUUAAGAGUUAGUUAAAAAUAUUGUUUUUGUUUUUUUCUCACUAAAUAGCUUAUUUUUCAUGGUAAUGG